AUGCAGGACCUCGACGUCGUGAACGAGUUCAAUCGGGUGGAUCGACAAGUCUACGCAGAGCUGCAGCGUGUGGCACCUGGGAAUCCAGUCUCUGCCUAUGCGUUAGUCUCCUGGUCAGCCUUUGACAAUGCGCUCGAGGCCUCUGGCGGUACUGCUAGUGUCGAAGCCUACGAAGUUCAGUACGCAGUGUCUGGGUCAGGCGUCUGGCAGUCGCUGGGGGAUUCACUGACCGGAUUUCGCGUCGACUUGGGUGCUCAAGCCACGGAACACGUGCCCAAGCAGCGUAUUUUCACUCGUGCAGACGAUGGCGAGUCCAUCAACGAUGGGUAUUUCAGACUUGGCUUGUCGUAUGAAGGCUCCAGUCCGAGUAUCCUGGGCGGACGAGCUACUGCUGGUGUGGUGACGCCUCCGAUCGCUUUUGACGCCAGUGCAGACGCCAUGAAGACAGCGAUCGAGUCUCUGGAGCAGGUCACACAGGUGCAGGUGGAGAGGAAUGCGCUGGACGCUGAUGGAGCGUUCGAGUGGAUCAUUCUCUUUGAUCUCGUGGCGUACGACGGCGAAGAUCCGCUGCCGUUGCUGUCGCUGUAUACAGAGACGGUGUCAGCUCAGUGGACUGGAGACGGAGACCAAGUAGCUGUUCAGUAUCUGCGCAUGGCUCCGAGUUCUCCUGAUCGACAUGGACGUAUUUGCUCGGAUGAAUGCAGCUACCAAGUCACGGGACUGCAGACUGGUCGAGCCUUCAGCUUCCGUGUUCGAGCGCAGUAUUCGUACGCUAUUGGCUGGAGUUCAUGGAGUGCAAGUAGUGAACCACUGGAGAUCCCAGCGACGCCAGUACCGCGAGCUCCUUCAACCCCCGAGCUACUAGCGGCAACGACUUCUCAUGUCACGAUCUCGUGGCGUAUGCGUCGAGAACUCACGCAGGAAAAUGGCAUCUUUGCUAGGGAAUUCUUCCCCGUCACCAGCUUCCAGGCUCAGCAACAAUGCGACAGUGAGAUCGGCUGGACUACGAUCAGUGAGCGUAUACCGCCGGGGUUUAGUGGCAACAGUGACACCUUUGUAACUGUUGUUGCGUCCUUGGAUCGUCCGCCAGGUUCCACCUGCGAGUUUCGAGUUGCUGCGACGAAUGCCAACGGCCAAGGACCUUUCAGUUUGCCUUCAGCCAAAUUCACAACGUUGCAAACAGCUCCGGGUGCUGUGGCGAACUUACGGGUAGCUCGAAACCCGCUUACUGUGGUCUGGAACACGCCUGAGGUGCUGGGCGGACAUGCACUGGAAGAGCUAACCUACGAUGUGGAAUACCGCACAACUCUCGGCUCGACGUGGACGCGAUUGCCAGCUGAGCUGGUGGACUGCAGCAGUCGACUCGCCAACAUCUCAAUGACGUCGCUGAAAGGAUACACCACGUACGUCACGCGCGUCAGAGCGGUAGCUGAACGGCAAGCUGGUAGCUUCUCCCAGUCCGCAGAGUUCCUGACAGAUUACACGGUUGAAGACGAAUCGAACAGCGACAACGUCAAGGAUUUAACCCUUGGAACACGCCAAGUGGUGAUUGCUGCAGCUCGUCAGCAAUGCGCUAACACACAGGACUGGUACUACGUCCAGUUGACUGGGAACGGCGGCAGUGGCGGCUCUACCAGUGGCGAUGAAGCCAAACCUGGCGAGCACGGAGCUGUUCUUGUCUUUCCAGUCACGUGGUCGGGCGAAAGACUGGCGGAACAUUCUUUUUUCUACACGGGAAGUGUCCAGACCUAUCGAGUUCCAAUUGACCAGUCUGCUCCUCAUCUUGCGCAUCGAAUUGUUGCUCUUGAUGUCUACGCUUGGGGCGCUGGGGGAGCUGGUGCGAGGUCUUCAAACGGAGCUUCAAGCGACUUGAGUAACGGCGGAGGAGGCGCCUUUGCACGUGGAGUUUUCCGUGUCAGUGCCGGUGAUGCUGUGGACAUUUUAGUUGGCGGUGGAGGCCUUCAAGACGGUCGGGGUGGGUUCAACGGCGGUGGAAACGGCGGCACAGGCGAUUUCCCAGGCGGCGGAGGCGGUGGCGCGUCUGAAGUGCGCGUAAAUGGACGAACAGCCGUCGUAGCUGCUGGAGGUGGCGGUGCGGGCUCGACGGAUUACUGUUGUGCCCCAUGGAGGAGGCGGCGGUGGCUUGGAUGA
Phytophthora infestans T30-4 is the source of this 2151-nucleotide messenger RNA. RefSeq lists its product as uncharacterized. Lineage: Eukaryota; Oomycota; Peronosporomycetes; Peronosporales; Peronosporaceae. Bases 1 to 2151 code for a protein of 716 amino acids. Gene Ontology annotation, molecular function: protein binding. The transcript has 2 exons. The record is from RefSeq and is a predicted model, not a curated record.